AUGUCUCCCAGUUUAGAGGGGAUCAUGUUCAACAGGAGCACGAACCUGUCGGCGCGGCGGCCGUUGCUCGCAGAACCGCAAAAGCCUGUGGUAGUCCCACCACGAGCGCCUCCUCGAGACUAUGGCCCACAUCGGCCAUUGCCCGCGCCUAGGACUAUGCCGGCAACGUACCAGUACGAACAUAAGGCCGCCUUCUGGAAACCAUCGAACGUCGAAAUCGAAAAACGAUUGCAAGAGACGAGAGCUCGUGAGAAGAUCGGUUACUUUCAAGAUAAAGUAACUGUUCCAGAGUUAAAUUUAGACCGUAGAGAGGCGGAAUUAGUGUUUAGAUUCGACCCUCAUGCGUCAGCGGAAUAUUUAUCGAGUCAGUAUCAGGCUCCUACAGUUCAGUAUGCAAAACCCCCGACGCCGGCAAACGGGUUUGCUAACCGUCUACCGGAGAGAGACGGGCCUUUUGUGUUCGGAGUCCACAGCCCUAGCCAGUUCCCCAUUCCGCGUCGGGAUGAAGACGAUUAUGAUUAUUCUGAAGUGACUGAAGAAAAUAGUCGGCCUGUGAUACGCGACGAUGAGUCUGCAGACUUAAAUUGCUGUGAUAAAGUAAACGAGUGGGCAGUACGGGAUAAAAAAAGUCGUAGAACAUUAAAUCGAAUGUUUCAAAUUAACGAUAGACGAAAAGUGAAAGGUGGGAAGAAGGAGAAAAUUAAGUGUGUGUUAGUUGGUGAUGGAGCGGUAGGAAAAAGUUCUUUAAUAGCAGCCUAUGCUCAGGACACGUUCCGGGAAGAUUACCAACCCACUGCAUACGACACAUUCAAUGUUGUGGUUGACGUUGACGAUCGGCCUGUCUGCGUGGAAAUCUGUGAUACUGCGGGUCAGGACUCAAUGUCAGAGCUCCGAGCCCUCUGCUACCCCGGUACUGAUGUACUGAUGCUCUGCUUUUCCGUGGUGCGACCAGAAACAUUCCGAUCUGUCGCCGAGCGGUGGACGCGCGCUGUUGAUAGUGUCAACGCACCUUUAAUUCUCGUUGGUACACAAUGCGACCUAGCGCUAGAUGGACGAGUUAUACAAACUUUAAAGAGCCGCGGAGAGCAUCCGGUUACAGAAGCGGAAGCUCGUGCUUUAGCGGCAAAAAUAAAUGCAGUGUAUGUCGAAACAUCCGCUAAGACAAGAAAACAGUUGAAGGACGCCUUUGACGCCGCCAUUUUAGCUGGCCUGCCAGUCAUACAACACAAGAGACCUUUUUGGAAAAAAUUGUUAUGCUUAAAUUAGAUUAGAAAAUAAGAAGAAAGUAAAUUGUUGUGUCAUUUAAAAUACAACAAUAGAUAUAAAUAAAUCUAUUAAGCAUGAUGCAAAAGACACCCAAAUAAAUAUUUAUAAGAUAUAUCACACUGCAAACACAAUCUUUCCAAAGUAUAGAAUAAAAUUUCUUUAGUGAAUAAGUUUAAAAAAAAGUGUAAUGUGCCUUAAUUGUCGGAAUUUUAUGAAAAACAUGGAAUAGUGAGUGUUAUUGUUUGAAUAAUGUUAAAAUUGUGAAUCAGUGAUUAUGAAUGUUAUUGUUAUUACUGAUAUUAUGGCUUGAACAAAAGGCAUUUGAUCGAAUAUACCAUGUAACAAAUAAAUUGAUCUUGAUAAUUAUUUAAUGAACAAACAAAUAUAAAAGAACACAUUACCUCAUAUAUGUACAAUUUCAAAUAAUUGUCAUACUUAGUUAAAUUUAACAUAAUUACUUCACUACACAGAACUAUUAAAAAAUAUUUUGAAUAUUUGUAUCUAAAUUUAAUUAUACUUUAUAUAAAUAGACAAAAUAUUUAAGACAAAGACUUCAGCCGUUAUUGUACUCUUAUCAUACCUAUUUUUGAUAUAUUCUCUGUACAAAGAAAAAAAAACUUUACGACUUAACCUAAUUAAAAAAUGUGUUCGAACUUCUAAGCUUCACAUCUGUAUGAUCCAUAAUAUGAGUUUCAAAAUACUUUUUUGUACAGUAAAAGAGAUUGUUAAUUGAGAACAGAUCAAUUGUAUAGUAAAUAAUUGUAGUUGUAUUGAAAUUUACGUAUUUUUCAUUGUUACAUAGUGUGUAUAUAUAGUAAGCAUGGAUGUAUAAUUAUAGUAAAUGUUGUUUUGAUACUCAACACGAACUGAUAACUGAUAAUUAUAUUUUAUUAUGAAAUUA
Molecule: messenger RNA, 2167 nt
Organism: Melitaea cinxia (Glanville fritillary)
Lineage: Eukaryota; Metazoa; Arthropoda; Insecta; Lepidoptera; Nymphalidae
Exons: 4
Coding region: 1-1266 (421 amino acids)
Biological process (GO): small GTPase-mediated signal transduction
Molecular function (GO): GTP binding; GTPase activity
Source: RefSeq, a predicted model, not a curated record